Molecule: messenger RNA, 1734 nt
Organism: Eucalyptus grandis
Lineage: Eukaryota; Viridiplantae; Streptophyta; Magnoliopsida; Myrtales; Myrtaceae
Product: LIM domain-containing protein A
Exons: 1
Coding region: 262-1302 (346 amino acids)
Source: RefSeq, a predicted model, not a curated record
UACUCUCUCUCUCUCUCUCUCUCUCUUCCCCUAUCUUUGGCAUGCGGAUAUUAUUAACGCCCCCAUCGCUCUUUUUUCUUGAAUUUUUCGUGUAUUAUUGGAUAUUUCAUUUUAUCUGUUUGAUUAUCGUCUUUAAUUUCUAGUCUUUGCCCUCUGUUUCUCCCCCUAUAUAAGCCAUUUCCUCCCUCAAAUCUUCCACUCCAGGAAAAAAAAGUGUGUGUUGAUGCUCGCUCCCUUUUUGUCCCCGCCUUUCUCCAAAUUAUGAUCAUGAGCUUUUGCAAAAAGGGUCUCCACUCAUUUCUGGGCCUCACUUACUUCAUUGAUAGCAAUACCGCCGCCAUCGCGGUCGCCUGCCCCGCCACUAAAACGUCGCCUCCUGCUGCCGCCGACGCCGACUUGGCUAGAGGAGUGGGUCUCAUGACGGCCACGGGGGAAAUGUGCCGCCAGCCGAACGUGUUGGAAUCUUCUGCCAUCAAAUCACUGCCAGCUGCGGCGGCAAAGAAGGACCCGGAUGGGAAUAGUACCGUGAGAAUGUUCUUGGAUGACGUAGGGGAGGUGGUCGACGGGUUGAUGUCGUGCACCGAGAGCCUAGGGUUCGAGAGCUCCGAUGAGAGGAGGGUCGACGACCACACGAUGAUGGAGGACAUAGGGAGCAUGAGCAACAAGAACGGCGAUGAUGAGUGGCAUCACGUGGGGAGGACAAGGUGGAGGGAAGAGAGCGAGAGGAGGAGAGAGAAGAAGUUCCCACCUCCAUUGUCCUCCUUGAACCACAAGGGCCAACCUUGCUUCUUCCUCAGGCCCGUGAGAAGGGAUGGGAGGUUGGAGCUGACCGAGGUGAGGAUCGAUCGGCCCGAGAUCCUCCGCUCCUCACGGCAGGAUGGGCGGCUGCGGUUGGAGUUCAUUGUAGACGAGGAGGAUGAGGAAGAAGAACAAGAACAAGAAGAACCGGAAGAACUAGAAGAUGAGGAGGAGCAAAUAAUAGAAGAAGAGGAGGAGCAGGAUGACGGCAACCACCGCGAGGUGCAGGAUCCCGGCGAUUCAACGGAGUGCUGGAUAAGCGAAGAGGAGGACGGUCAUCACGACGGGGAGACAUUUGAGUUUGAAGAAGAGGAAAGGAUGGGCGAGUGGAGGUUUCACCACCAUCAUCAUCAUCAUCAAGUGAGUAAUGAAGGGUUUGGGAGAUGCCACAAAUUGGUGAACCACCGCGACCACCACCCCCACCACCACCACCACCACCACCAUCACCUCCAUCACCACAAUAACUUACAUGUGUGGAGGCAGCCUUUCGUGACCACAAGGUGAAGUUAGCACAUGUUCCCCACGCGGUUGUGCGAAAAGGACUUGGGAUGGGAAAGGAGGCGGCCAUUUAUUUUGUGUCGAGGAUUAAUGUGUUUUCCUUUUUUGUUGUCAUUGGGUUGUGCAUAAUAUCUGCUGAAUUUUGAGAGAGAGAGAGAAAGGGUGAUGAUGUGUCUCAAAAUCAACCAAAGUUUUCGGGCACAAGCGGUUGAUGCGGAUAAAGGUGGAAUCUUUGGAAAUGGGAAAUGUCAGCAGUGCAGUCUGCAUCUGGAGGUUGGAGAGAGAUGUGAAAAUAUUAGUUAUGUUUUUACCAAAUUUAGUUGUUCUUUAGUUACAAGAACUUGGCAACACGCGCCAUCAUCUUGUGAAAUAUAAAUGGCAUCGUGUAUUUAAAACAAAGAAAGGAAAUUAUGAAAUCCCAGAAGUAUUCAGCCUCCA